UGUCAACAAUUAAAAUGGCAGCGGAGUUGGCGUCUUUUGUAGAGUUAGACAUUCUUUCAGUAAUUCUCUAUUUAAUAUGAGAGAAUGCGAGUCUGUUUAUCAUUAGGAAAGUGAAAUAAAUACUAAUUUAAUCACUUCAUUUUAAGUAUGUACACAAAUCCUUGCUCAUUCGUCGCGUUUCUGAUAACGAAGAUAAUGUGUAUCGUGUAGAGGUUCUAAUGUUUUAUAACUCUAUCGAAUCUGUCGCCGCGAAUCUAUGAAAUUUAAUAUCAAAUUUUCAAUAGAAAAAUAAUAUUAUAAGAUGGAAUUUGUGAAGGCUUGUCGUAUUUGUUUAAAUAUGGAUGUUAAAUUGCAUAACUUGCGGGCGUUUCCAUUAGAAUCUUAUUAUGAUUCAGUUAUAGGAAGUAAUUUGCUCUAUACAACAAACCUGCCAUCAUAUGCAUGCUAUGAGUGUGCCCAUCUGUUGAGAAAGUUUUAUCAUUUUAAACAAAGGAGUUUGGAGAGCCAAGCAGCUCUCACUGGGAUAGUUGAUAAGUUUGGAAAGCUAUCACCUCCAGAAAUAAAACAAAUAAAAAGGCAGAGUCUAUUACAACUUUCUAGCACUAACAUCAUCUACAUAGAAAAUCUGAAUUCUAUAUCAGAUGUCGAAAUCAAAAUAGAACGGAAUCAACAAGAUGGAUUUGAAGAACUAGAUGAUAUUAUAAAGGAGGAGAAUGAUGAUUAUUUGUCAGUGGCCCCGCUGUCCAGUGAUGAUGAUGAGCCACUAUCUCAUCACAAGGAGAAGAAGGAGCAACAUGUUAUUGAGAUUGAGAAGUUUGAUAUGAAGGAGGAUGUUGAUGGUAUUGAUUUUAACGAAUCCAACGAAGAUCAAUCCCAGUCUCUACCCGAUAUUAGUGAAAUUAUAGUGAAGAAGAAAAAAGGCCGGCCUCGGAAGACACCAGCUACAUCGAAAUGCAAGAAAAUCACCAAAUCCAAAGCCAGUAUUAAGAACGAAAGUAAUGACGACCUCAGACAGUUUAUAACGGUUAUUUCACUGACGGAAGCGGAACAAAUAGAAGAGGUACAGAAACGUAAGACCACAUCCAACUACCUGAACUCUCCGUAUCAAUGUGAACUGUGCUUCAAAGGGUUCAUACACCCGGAUACUUGGAACCAUCACGUCUCUAAACAUUCCCCGGCCGCAGGCGACAUAGAGUGUCAUAUCUGCAAGUUUAGGUUCAAGACGAAGCGCGCGUUUCAAAAGCAUUUGUCAUCUCACGAGAAGAAAUACGCCUGUAACUCUUGCCCAUACGUAUCUACGAACAUGACUCAAGCAAAACAGCAUCAAGGUUGGCAUAACGGCGUCACGUUUAAGUGUAAACAUUGCGGUGAAAUCUUUACUGUGUGGACGUCAUACAUGAGUCACAUGCGCAUCAAGCACCCGUCGGAGUUCAUAUGCGGCAUAUGCGGGUACUCCUUCAUCAGUAAACUGGGGCUCACCAUGCACAAAACCAUGAUGCAUAAAGAUGUCUUAGAAAAAUCUACUGAAGUGAAGGAAGAAGAAGAACCUUAUUGCGCAGAGUGCGACGUUAAGUUUAUAUCAACGAAGGCGUAUAAACGACACAUGGUCAUGUCCGUCAAGCAUACCAAUAAUAUGGACUCUGUUAAAGGCUGUCGGAACUGUGGGGAAACAUUCAAGACAUCAGAGGAACUACGGCUCCACCAUCGCAAGGAACACACGAGAACCAGACCCAAGAACUAUGGCAAGAAACAAUCUAAUUCGUGGCCCGCUAAGUGUGAACAUUGUUCUGAGGAGAUCGCGAACGCGCGCGCGUACUGGACGCACUUCCGGCGCGCGCACCCCGACAAGAACUACCCCGUGCAGAAGGACUACGUGUGCGACGUCUGCGGGAAGAGCUUCCGGGGCAACGCGUUCCUGGUGUACCACAAGCGCACGCACACGGAGGAGCGCGCCUACAAGUGCUCGCAGUGCGGGAAGGCCUUCUACAACAGGACCAACCUGCACGUCCACGAGAAGACGCACUCCGACCACCGGCCCUACCCCUGCUCGCUCUGCUUCAAGGCAUUCAAGGGGAAGGGCGCGCUCAACAGGCAUUUUAGAAGCCACACGGGGCAGAAGCCGUACGAGUGCGAGGUGUGCGGCAAGAGCUUCACGCAGUCCAACAGCCGCAAGCUGCACGUGCGGACCGUGCACCUGAAGCAGCCCUCGCCCUACCUCAGCCGCGCCAGGCUCGAGCGCAGGGCCAAGCCCGCCAAGGACGAGCCCGCCUUCAUAUACUAACAUACUACACGUUAUACGUGGACCUGUGAUAAACUAGUAGCAAGACCGCAGGACUAGCCUUUUCCCAACGUCUUGUCCCAUUCUACGAGGUUUUUUGAAGUAGCGCAGAUGAUGGCUAAAGAAGGUAACGAUGGCUAAAGAACCAUAAUAAAUCAGUUUGUUUCGCCA
Trichoplusia ni (cabbage looper) is the source of this 2449-nucleotide messenger RNA. Its product is annotated as zinc finger protein 878-like. Bases 302 to 2281 code for a protein of 659 amino acids. NCBI's taxonomy places the organism in Eukaryota, Metazoa, Arthropoda, Insecta, Lepidoptera, Noctuidae. Gene Ontology annotation, molecular function: DNA-binding transcription factor activity, RNA polymerase II-specific; zinc ion binding; RNA polymerase II cis-regulatory region sequence-specific DNA binding. The record is from RefSeq and is a predicted model, not a curated record. Gene Ontology annotation, cellular component: nucleus. Gene Ontology annotation, biological process: regulation of DNA-templated transcription. The transcript has 13 exons.